Messenger RNA from Gallus gallus (chicken), 1818 nucleotides. It is a transcript of the gene CCL19, whose product is annotated as C-C motif chemokine ligand 19. The record is from RefSeq and is marked validated. Gene Ontology annotation, biological process: immune response; cellular response to interleukin-1; chemokine-mediated signaling pathway. Gene Ontology annotation, molecular function: CCR chemokine receptor binding; chemokine activity. NCBI's taxonomy places the organism in Eukaryota, Metazoa, Chordata, Aves, Galliformes, Phasianidae. Gene Ontology annotation, cellular component: extracellular region.
AGACGCUCCAAGCUCAGGCAGUUCUGAAUGUGUCUGGUGUGCUGGCAGUGGGGAGGGCAUGGAGGUGGAAGGGCAGCCAGGCUCCUACAAACAUGCUGGAAGCUUUAGGGGGAGCCAAGCAGCUCCAAUAUACACUCAUCUCUGGGUGAUGAGCCCCAUCCAGUGGGGAUGUCCCGGAGAGGUCUUAGAGGAGAGAGUGGGAAACGCGCAGGAUGAGAUUCCAUAAGCUUUUUCCCAGAGGCCAGGGGUGAGGAUCCUGACCGCAGUCUCCAUGCCCUGGAGGGUGCUUGGCUGUGGAGAGGCUGAGCAGCUGGCUGCAGGGAAAGCUGACGGGAUGUUCGGGAACUGCACAAAGAUCAAAAUGCUGUCUACUGUGAUUUCCCACCCCUGUCUUCACCAAAAGAAAGUGAAAGCCACGGGGUGGACAGAUAAAUAGGCAGUGGGGAACAGCAGCAGAACGCAGCAAGCUGUGCAGAGCUCACCUCUCCUGCCUGGAGCACCACCGUCUGCAGCCCCUUCUCUGCCUGACUCAGCGACACAAUGCAGCGGCUGCACGUUCUCUGCCUUAGUCUCCUGGUGCUGAGAUGUGUCCUGCAUGUGUAUGCUGGCAACAACGUCCUCGACUGCUGCCUGCGGACGAGCGAGAAGCCCAUCCCAUGGCGGAUAGUGCAGGACUACAGGAUGCAGCUGGUGCAGGAUGGCUGCGACAUCCCUGCCACCGUGUUCAUCACUGCAAAGGGCAAGCGGCUCUGUGCCCCACCCCAAGCUCCGUGGGUGCUGCGCCUCCGAGAGAAGCUGGACACCAGCUCUGCCAGGAAGGUCCCAAAUCAAGGCAAUUAGGCUCUGCAGAAGUGUGUGCCCAGCCCCAGCACCCAGAACAGGGCUGACUCCCAGCUGUGAAUCUGAAGCUUGUGAAGCCAUGAAGCCAACCCUGCUUCUAUGUCCUGCUGUGGUGCACAGGACCAACCCUCCUUGGGACUUGUGUCAGUGCACAGCGCUGGGCACAGCUAUUCUGUUUUCUCUUCUCCCUUCUGCCACUGUUGUGACCGAGAAAGCAGCAUCCAGCCGAGCCAGGGGCUUCUUGACAGGAGUCUUGGCCUCAAGGGUUCUCAGCAUCACCUCUGCCACCAUCGAGGCCGAGGAGUUGAUUUGAUGGACUGAUCUGCAGAUGAGUUUGUUGGGGCCUCAGCCUUCCUGUGAUCUCAUUUCCAUCACUGGUCUGUUCUCUUGGGUUUCCAUCAUCAGCCUUGAGCCUGAGCCCUUCUGUAUCCCUGGGAAGGGCUGCUACGUAAAGACUGCACAGGGAUGAAUGGGAGAGAUGGGGAUGUCCCUUGCCACCAUGCUGAUUCCAUGUUGUCCUCAGGGAACAGAUGACACAGUUUCUCUCUUGAGCCCUGACUCCCUUGCAGCUUUCCCCCGGUGCACUUUCCUGACCAGGUGGAAUGCAGCCAGGGCCAGCAUCUGGGACAGCCAGGCAAAGGUGCACUGGGGGAGAUGUCCCAUCCUGGCACUGCUGGGUGCUGUGGCACAACUGGUGUCUGCUUGGCCAGGGCCUGGCUUGCAGGAUGCAAGCAGUGAUGGGUAUCACUCAGGGAUAUUGCCAUCCUUCUCGGUCCCUGAGCCUGCCACCAUGAUCAAAGACUGCUCUUGGCAAUGAUGAAGGAGCAGUACUCACACCAUGCUCAGGUAUUUGCUGCUAGAUGUAUUCAGUGCAAUAGUUACAGGCAUUAGUUGCUUCCUUCUUUCCUUUCUUCUUAAAAAAAAAAAGAAAAAAAAGCUGUAAUUUUGUUAAAUAAAAAUAAAAGCCCAUAGGUUGUU